AUGGCGAAUGAGCCACAAGAGCCUCCGCCCCCGCCGGUAAUCGGUAUCGCUACAACAGGCGAACUCGUCACCAUCUUCGUCGGCCCCGAGAAGAAGCGCUACAACAUCCACAAGGACAUCAUCUGCCACCACUCCGAGUAUUUCCGAGCCGCUUACAACGGUCGAUGGAAAGAGGCGGACGAGGGUGUGAUAUUGGAGGACGUCGAAGUCGAAGUGUUUAACAUCUUCGUUCACUGGCUGUACACCCAACAGCUCCCAUCAGGAGAUCUUGCCGACAUCGCGUAUGCGAACAACAUAGAGAAAUACCCCAAUGCGGACUAUCUCUACGGUGGUGGGCAGCUUAGGGCUUGCGCUUUCGCCAACCGAUUUCUUGUCGCCGAGUUAGAACGCAUUGCUCAUAACAACUACAUCGACUUCGUAUGGUACACAACGGCUCCAAGGUACGAGGACGUAUAUUUCGUCUACGAGAAUCUGCCAGGACACACCUUGAUUCAGGACCUCCUCGUCAAAUUGCAAUAUGAAUGGUGGCAUCCCGGCCAGGAUUCCCCACAGGAAGAGGCAACGCGCCUUGACCUCCCGAAAGAAUUCCUUGUCGGUUUCAUGCUCAGGCACGCAGAGGUCCGCGCUCAAGGUGGCGGCACGGAUUGGGAUAACAAACAGGAGGAGUUCUACAUGCAGAAAAGAACCGAGAAGGUCAGUGAAUGA
This is a messenger RNA of Alternaria arbusti, 705 nucleotides long. RefSeq lists its product as uncharacterized. Gene Ontology annotation, molecular function: protein binding. Lineage: Eukaryota; Fungi; Ascomycota; Dothideomycetes; Pleosporales; Pleosporaceae. The record is from RefSeq and is a predicted model, not a curated record. The coding region runs from base 1 to 705 and encodes 234 amino acids. The transcript has 2 exons.